UUCUUAAAGCUGAAUAGUACUCCAUGGUAUACAUAUACCAUAGGUGGGUGGGCUCAUUGUCUGAAAGUAGCAAUAAGAAGGGAAGUAGAAAAAUCUCCAUUCUGAAAAUGAAAAUAUCCAUCACUUGAGAGAGUGAUAAGUGAAGCAUUAAUUUCAGAGGGAAGAGACACAUUUGUUACAGAAAAUUGGAUAAGAACCAGUUUUCCAAAGGGGUUGAAGUUACAGAGUACUUGGUUAAUAAGUGACCAUGGAUUAAAGGGAUUCAGGAGGUGGCAAAGUGUAGAAUAUAAAGUUAUGCUUAGCAGGAAGGUGAAGUUCAGAUUAAAAAUUAAUUGGUCAUUAUUUCUAAGGACACUAAUAUAGCAUAUCAGGUAUUUGGAGCGAUAGAAUAUAUACUCAGCAAAAUUUUGUCCAGAACUUGGUGGGGAACAAUAGGGGUAGGGUUGAAAUCCAAGGUCACUUCUGAUGAACAAUGUGCCUGGGACCAAGAGUAUAAGAGGAUUAGUCCUAAAGACUUUAAAGCAGAGAAAAGUCGGGCUGCUGUGAGAGUUGAAGACAGGGAGUGUGGGAGACUAGCCAGGAUCACACAGGUAUGCUACGUCUUCUCAGAGCUUGCUGCUGGGUACAUGUUUGCCUGAAAAAGUUAUUAUUCUAAGAGUGUGCUGAAAUGCCCUCUUGACCCUAGCUGGGAUAAGAUUGGUUUUAUCUCUUUGUGCUGGCUCUAAUAAUUUGUGGAAGACCUGCUAAUGAAUGAUCAAUUAAAAUUCACAACUGUUAAGUGCUGUUAUGUUAACAUAUGGGAGUGAAAACAUUGAACUAAGCGUUUUACUGAAGAACCUAGAAAAUAGAAAAGGAGAAUGGCAUUAAAUAUGAUAAAAGCUGAAACUAAUAUUUUGAAAACAGAAUAGCAAUAGAAUUAAAAAUAAGUACAAAUGUUCAUCUCCUUUAUGUUUUUCUGAAAGUUGAAAGGCCGAAGCUGGCAGGCUAAAUAAAAGGGAAAACACAAGCAAGAAAGAGUAAGCCAUAAGUACUACUGCAUUUAAAUAGGUUAUUAAAUGAAACUACUCUCUUCAAUACCUGGCUGAUAAAGUGUAAAAUACUGGUGGCAUUAACACUAUUCCUGAGAAAAUACAAAUGAGAAAUAUUGAAUUAAGGAUAGAAAACAAUGAGGAACUUUCAAAAUACUGUGGAGGAUGUUAAAAGGACAUUAUAAAGUGUAUUACUUUCCUAGGGCUACAAAAACUAAGUACCUCAAACUGGAUGCCUAAAACAACAGAAGUUUAUUUUUCUACCAUACUGGAGGCUAGAAUUCUGAAAUCAGUCUUCUAGAGGAGAAUAUUGAUAUUGUCUUUGCUGAAAGUUUGGGUAGCCCCAAGCAGUCCUUAGCUUUAGGCCUCUUCACUUGAAUUUCUCCAACAACUUUACCUAACAUUCUCCCUCUUUGUCAGUCUUCACAUUGGUUCUCUUUUCUGUGUGUGUCUCUGUCUGUGUCUUACAUCUUCUUGUAAGGACACUAGUUCAUCCUGGGUUAAGGACCUAACCUACUCCACUAUGAACAUGUGCAUGCGCUCACACUCUCUAAAUACAUUGUCCCCCCCACCCCUCACUGCUGCAGGACUUGCUAUUCACAGCACAACUUGGAACAAACUCUCAGACCCUUAAAUUUCUUCCAUUCUGGAUUACAUUCUUCCUACUUUGUGCUCAAGGUCCAUGACCAGGAUUUCUAGGGUUUCCAACUAAGACUCAUAGAGUGCAAGUCAAAAUGGGUACAUCAGCAAGAAUGGAAAGGCUCCACUAAAUCACAAAUCUAGAAUUUUCAUCUUUCCAUAUCUCCUCACUAGAUUCCAAACAAGAGAUAUGCUUCAUUCAUUCAGUAGAGAAUUCUGAAUAAAAUAUUGGCAAGGGAUAUUUAAGAGAAUGAUUAAAUAGAGUGUAUGUUGGACAGUUCCAUUUAAUUCAUAUAUAUUUUAUUUUAAGGCAAGUAAUAAUAAAUAUAUUAAGAGAUGAAUGUUGCCAAGCUUUCUGAUCAUUGGCAAGAAUGCUGUCCAUCCCAGUAAUGAGAGGCAGUCCUCUACUUCUAUGCUUGUGUUUAUAUGGGACUGCAUUAUGGAAGAUUUAGAAAGAGAUUUAUUGACAUUUGAAGGAUUUUAUUUUCACCGUAAAGCAUGUGAUACUGGCGUUUUAGAAAAUUUAGAUGAUUUUGAACUUAGAGAUGAUGAUGUCUUCGUAGUCACAUACCCCAAAUCUGGAACCAUCUGGGCACAGCAGAUAUUAAGCUUGAUUUAUUUUGAGGAACAUCGCAAAAGAACGGAAAAUCUGGAAUCACAUCAUCGUGUCCCCUUUCUUGAGUACUGCUCUAGAGAUAUAGAUUUUGCCAGUAGACCAUCUCCUCGUCUCUUCGUUACUCACCUCCCAUACUACUUGGUUCCAAGAGGGCUGAAGGACAAAAAAGCCAAAAUUAUAUACAUAUACAGAAACCCUAAGGAUGUUAUGUGCUCAUAUUUUCAUUUUUUAAACACGUAUCCAGUAUAUAAAGCCGCGGACACCAUUGAUGCAUUUAUGAAGCAAUUUUUGGAAGGGAAAGUGGUAGGAAACCUUUGGUUUGACCAUAUCAGAGGUUGGUAUGAGCACAGAAACUACUUCAAUAUUCAGUUCAUGAUGUAUGAAGAGAUGAAAAAGGAUCUGAGAAGCUCUGUGUUUAAACUCUGCAAAUUUCUCGGUGAAGACCUGAGUGAGGAGACCAUGGAUACUGUGGUGAGACAGGCCACUUUUGAGAACAUGAAGAAUGACCCACUAGCAAACAAUGAAAAUGCACUCUACUGGAACUUUGGGCCCAAACUACGAGAAGGCCAUUUCCUUCGCAAAGGUACCAUUGGAGACUGGAAAAAUCAAAUGACCGUUGAGCAGAAUGAAAGAUUUGACAAGAUUUUCCAAAAGCAGAUGAAAGACAUUCCAUUGCAGUUCAUCUGGGAUGUAAAUGAAACAUGGUAUUAAGCCCAGCACACAGAAUCCUAAGAAAGCACCUUUAGCGGGAAAUACAUUAAAUCUUACAUUUCAAUAUUUGACUCUGAACCAUGUUGAAAAAUCUCACUCAUUAAUGUUUAUUAAUACCUUUAUAUUUUUGCCAUCAGGAGAGCUUCCUAUGUCCUGGAAUUCCUCCUUUUCUGAUCCACUGAGGAUUACUCAUAUCAAUUUGUCAUAUAAUCAUGGAGAGCUGGACUCUUUACUUUUACAUUUACUUACAAACUGCUUAUGAUCUUCCUGACAUAUUCAGAAUUCUAAUUUUAUGUAAUAACAUUAGUCAAACAUUAUUUUCAUGGCUCAUAUGGUUUAUUCUUUAAUUUGGUGGACUGCUUUCUCAAAUGUAUUUAGGUAUCUUGGAACUUAUCCAAAUUUUAUUUGGUUAUUAUUCCCAUGCUAUAAAAAAUGUACUAACUUUUUUCUUCUUACAGAUGACUAGUUGAUGCUGCUUCACUUAUUGGAUUGUCCACCAUUUUAUUACUGCUUAAAGUAGAUGCUGUUAUGUUCCAAAAAAAUUGUGUGUACCUAAGUUGACUCUGUAUACAUUGCCCUGCUUUGAUUUCCUUUAUCAAAUCCAUGGCAAAUAAAUAUCUGAAAUAAUGUUAUGAACUC
Messenger RNA from Microcebus murinus (gray mouse lemur), 3633 nucleotides. The record is from RefSeq and is a predicted model, not a curated record. Lineage: Eukaryota; Metazoa; Chordata; Mammalia; Primates; Cheirogaleidae.